Procambarus clarkii (red swamp crayfish) is the source of this 1862-nucleotide messenger RNA. The record is from RefSeq and is a predicted model, not a curated record. NCBI's taxonomy places the organism in Eukaryota, Metazoa, Arthropoda, Malacostraca, Decapoda, Cambaridae.
CAGCACCCCAUCAAGAUGCCUGAAGGGGAGUGGGAGAACGGCAAGUCCCAGGUGCUAUGCGAGGGCCGCAAGUCCGGCACGGAGAACUCCUACGUCUGCCGCUACUGCCAGAGGGUCUUCCGCAAGAGCUACAACCUGCUCAUCCACGAGCGCUCCCACGAGGACCACGACAAGUGCCAGUACGAUGUCUUCCGUGUACGCUCCAGCCUGCAGGAGUUAAAGAAUUACAACUACGCGACCCUGACCUACAAGCUGUGGUGAAGUGGAUGUUCAGCUGGUGUUCCUCGACUCCCAACUUGAGAUCCCUGGUUCGAACCCCGUCUCGUACCUUCCUGCACCUUGUAACCAUAUUGUUGUCUAUAUCCAUGAUAAAUAAAAAUAGAUCAUUUGUAAGUAAUGCUACACAUUAUUAUUAUUGUGUGGGGAGCGACGGAGCUUUGGGGAAGUGUGACUAGAUCUCUGUUGUUUAUUUUGUAGUGCACGUUGCCGCCUUGGUAAGGUCACGGAGGCCGUGUAUGUUAGGUUCCCCUUAACCUUGUACCUUCCUUCCUUCCCCUCAUGUCCCCCUCACGCCUUCCCCGUCCCCUCAUACCUUCCCCUUCCUCUCCCAGUUUUCUCUUUCUCAACUUUCCUCUAAAGUUAUCAAUUCGUUGUCUACCUAUGUACUCCAGCGUCCAUAACACGUUCUAUACGUCCUCACCCUUCCAUUUUCCCCUCUCUCCCUCGCAUCUAUUAUCCUGUCUUCUCCCUCUCCCUCUUCCUCUCCGUCCCCUUGCUCUCCCUCGCUUGGAAUCAACCAACCACCCACAUUAAGUGUAUAUACUCAGACAUUCCUAAUGAGGUCUAAUAUAUAUAUAUAUAUAUAUAUAUAUAUAUAUAUAUAUAUAUAUAUAUAUAUAUAUAUAUAUAUAUAUAUAUAUAUAUGUAAUGAAUUCAAAUUUCAAGUGUGGCAAAGUGUGGCUGAAAGCUACCAAGAGAGGGAGAUUAAAGUCUUCCAGGGGAUGGGAUUUAAUAAGAUUUAUUCCCAGUUUAUCUGUAAUAUAUCACUGAUAUACCAUAUAUGUAUCUUGGGUAUAUCUUGAUCGACCUAUUCCAUGACUAUAUUCUGAAUAUAAUUGGGAAUAUAUCUUAGUUAUUCACUGAAUAUAAUCCGGUUAUACCAUGAAUAUACUCUGAAUAUAAUCGGAAUGCACCUUAAGUAUUCACUGUAUGUGUACUAAGGUUAUAUUGCAAAUAUCCUGAGGGUGUGCUGAGUAUAUAUGUGAAAUAAAUGUUGAAUGUGAAUAUAACCAUAGUAUAUCCUUAAGAUAUGCUGAUAAAACACUGAGUAUGACCUAAAUAUAUCCUGGUGAUGUCACCCUCAUCCUUUAGUCCAAACGUUAUACCAGCUUGAAUUAUAUAAGUAUAUUGUGUGUCCGUAAGCUAAGUCUAAGGGCAAGCAGGGGUCAACAGAUUUUUUAUAUUAUAAAUAUAUAUAUAUAUAUAUUUAAAUAAAUCCCGUUCAUAAACAUUGUGAUCUAAAAUAUAUAUUCUUCGUCACAAUGUAUUAAUAAAAAUUUUGUGUUCUCAAUAUUUUCGAUUUUAUUACAUGUUUCAUUCAAUUUGAUUUAUAUGCAAAUAAUAGUUUCUUUACACAAUUUGUUAUUCUUUUUUUUUGUACUUGCCCAACUCUAGUUCAUUGCAGUAUUGCCCAGUAAAAGCUUUAUAUUGAUUUAUAUAAUAAAAUUUAUUUAGUUCUUAAAUAUAAACCUAGGUUAAUGCUAGUGAAGAAUGUGGCACUCUGGUGUCAUGUGAAUUCUCAUAGUGCCAUUAGUUAAAUGAAUAAAUUUAUGUUCUUAUAUUGAAUAAAUUGCUUGGCUUUG